UCUCAAUCUGGAUAGGAUCUGAAUCCAGACUGAAUUCAUAAAGGACUGAAAUCUAGACUGAAUCUGGAUAGGACCUGAAUCCACUCCAUCCAGAUAGGAUAUGAAUUCUGACUGAAUCCAAUAAAGAAGCUCACUGCUUUGCCAACUCACGGAGCAUCUAAAUCCAAAUUGAAUCUAGAUACAACCUAACUCUAGAUUUCAUCCAGAUUUAACCAGAAUCCAGUAUCAAUCCAAAUAGGAUCUGUAUCCAAAAAAGUAUCCUGAUAGGAACUUAAUCCAGAUAAAACUGAGUGCAGUUCCAAUCCACAGUGGAUCUGAGCCCAACUGAACUCAAAUAGAACCUAAAUCUAGAUUCAGUCCACUUAGGAUCUGAAUUCAAACAUCAAGGUUGACUCCAGAGAGCGCCUGAGAACAGAAUCCAGACUAAAUACAGGGUAAACCUAGUCAAGGUUGAAUCCAAUUGGGGACCUGAGUCCUGUUUGAAUCCAUAAAGUACUGAAUCCAUCUAUGAUCCCUGGGACACCUGCAGCAAUGCUCCCAGCCACGGAGGCAGCCAAGAUCUACCAGACCAACUACGUCAGGAACUCUCGUGCCAUCGGGGUCCUGUGGGCCAUCUUCACCAUCCUCUUCGCCAUCGUCAAUGUGGUAUGUUUCGUUCAGCCCUACUGGAUCGGGGAUGGCAUGGACACACCACAGGCCGGUUACUUCGGCCUCUUUCACUACUGCAUAGGGAAUGGAUUGUCCCGGGACCUGACGUGCCAGGGGAGCUUCACAGAGUUUGGCUCUAUCCCGUCUAGCGCCUUCAAAGCUGCGUCCUUCUUCAUUGGGAUGUCCAUGGUGUUGGUCCUCUCCUGCAUUGGCUCUUUUGCCUUCUUCUUCUUCUGCAGUACAGCCACUGUGUAUAAGAUCUGCGGGUGGAUGCAGCUGGCAGCAGGUGUGUGUCUGGUGUUGGGCUGUAUGAUAUAUCCUGAUGGCUGGGAUGCUGAUGAGGUGAAGAGGAUGUGCGGAGAAGGGACGGACAAGUAUACCAUUGGAGCAUGCUCAGUGCGCUGGGCGUACAUCCUGGCCAUUAUGGGCAUCAUGGAUGCCCUUAUUCUCGCUUUCUUGGCUUUUGUGCUGGGCAACAGGCAGGAUGGACUCAUGUCCGAGGAGCUGCUGGGAGAUAAGAGUGGAAAUGCAUAGAUGCCAGAUACACUCAGAUGAGUGAGUGUUGGUCAGUGGAAA
Molecule: messenger RNA, 1224 nt
Organism: Carassius carassius (crucian carp)
Lineage: Eukaryota; Metazoa; Chordata; Actinopteri; Cypriniformes; Cyprinidae
Gene: lhfpl3
Product: LHFPL tetraspan subfamily member 3
Exons: 3
Coding region: 508-1182 (224 amino acids)
Biological process (GO): sensory perception of sound
Cellular component (GO): plasma membrane
Source: RefSeq, a predicted model, not a curated record